AUGUCUCUAUUGAGAGACACGGUGCGACCAUCACGGUCAACCCGCCAAAUUCGCCGUCUCUGCAAAACAGUCAACCUCACCCAGCAAGAUCGCCGCUACAGCACAACCCCCGCCACCGGCGUCGCCGCCGCGGAAGUCGAAGCUUCGCACAAAUACUGCCUCAAUCUCCUUGCGAAAUAUGACCGCCCCUCCUACACCCUCAGCACCUUCAUCCCGCAACCCGCCCGCCCAACAUACAUCGCGCUGCGCGCCCUAAACUCAACAUUAUCCCUAAUCCCCGACACAACCUCCUCGCACACAAUCGGCCUAAUGCGCCUGCAAUUCUGGCGCGACGCAAUCGCCAAGACGCUCGCGGGCUCGCCGCCAAAGGAACCCAUCGCGAUCCUCCUCGCCUCCGCAAUCGAAGACCUGCACCACCGCAGCAACGGGCGUGCAAAGCUAAGCAAGAACUGGUUGAACCGGAUGAUUAACGCGCGGGAGCAAACGCUUACAAACGACCCGUAUCCGAACCUCGAGGCGCUGGAGAACUAUGCGGAGAAUACGUACAGCACGCUGCUUUAUCUGACGCUCUCGGCGCUGCCGAUGGCGAGCGUUACGGCGGAUCAUGUUUCAAGUCAUAUUGGGAAGGCGGCGGGCAUCGCGGCCGUGUUGAAAGGGUUGCCCAUUGUGGCGUUUCCGGCGCAGGCGCUGCAGGCCAGUUCCUCUGGGGAUAGUAUGGCGGCUUUCCAGGGAAGCGGGAAGCAGGGUGCUGUGAUGUUGCCGUUGGAUGUUAUGGCGCAGGCCGGGGUGAAGGAGGAAGAGGUGUUCCGACGGGGCGCGGAGGCGGAGGGCCUACGUGAUGCGGUCUUUACGGUUGCGACGAGGGCGAGCGAUCACUUGAUUACAGUGCAGCAGAUGCUGAGCAAUCUGCGGGCGGGACAGGACGUCGGUCAUGACUUUGAGCACGAGGGCGAGGAAGACCAUCAAUACGCUGCCGGGGAAAGAGGGCAGGAGUCGCAGCUUGACGAGGUGAAUCGGGCAUUUGGAGUGUUCAUGCCCGCUGUUGGGACGCGGCUCUGGUUGGACAAGCUGGAGAGCGUAGAUUUCGAUAUCUUCAGGCCCGAGCUCCUCCGGUCUGACUGGAAGCUUCCGUGGAAGGCCUAUAUGGCAUUUAAACGGAAGUCCUUUUGA
Messenger RNA from Aspergillus mulundensis, 1170 nucleotides. RefSeq lists its product as uncharacterized. Gene Ontology annotation, biological process: biosynthetic process; mitochondrial respiratory chain complex I assembly. Gene Ontology annotation, cellular component: mitochondrion. The record is from RefSeq and is a predicted model, not a curated record. The transcript has 2 exons. NCBI's taxonomy places the organism in Eukaryota, Fungi, Ascomycota, Eurotiomycetes, Eurotiales, Aspergillaceae. The coding region runs from base 1 to 1170 and encodes 389 amino acids.